This is a messenger RNA of Aedes albopictus (Asian tiger mosquito), 1719 nucleotides long. RefSeq lists its product as uncharacterized. The transcript has a single exon. Lineage: Eukaryota; Metazoa; Arthropoda; Insecta; Diptera; Culicidae. The coding region runs from base 1 to 1719 and encodes 572 amino acids. Gene Ontology annotation, molecular function: zinc ion binding; nucleic acid binding. The record is from RefSeq and is a predicted model, not a curated record.
AUGUCGAACAAUGAAGGUUUGCCGGCUGGAGAUGAAAAUCGACGAAAUCCUGCUGCUAAUCUGGUGCCUCCUCCGCCGCCGGCUGCGGCUGUGCUUGCUCCAAUUGCCAUGCACUCCACGUUCACCAUUGAGCCUUUCGAUCGCCAUAAAAUGAAAUGGUCGCGAUGGGUGGAACGUUUGGAAGGUGCAUUUUUGCUGUUCAACGUUCCGGAUCAUGCAAAGCUUCCAAUGCUGCUCCACUACAUGGGAGGGGAGACAUAUGACACAGUCUCCGACAGACUAGCUCCGGAGAAGCCGCAAACCAAGUCUUACGACGACAUCGUUCAGUUGCUCGAGAGUCAUUUCAAUCCACGUCCGUUGGAAAUCCUUGAGAAUUUCCGAUUCUGGUGCCGCAGACAAGGAGACGAGAGAAUGGACGAGUCCAUCGACGAUUAUUUGAUCGCGCUCAGAAAGCUUGCGAUCACAUGCAAUUUCGGAAAUUAUCUACCAACGGCGAUUCGAAAUCAGUUCGUAUUCGGUCUCCGGGACCGGGUCAUUCAAGCAAGACUGCUGGAGGUUCAUGGUCUAACCUUGGAUAGAGCUCGUGAGCUCGCUGUGUCAAUGGAAUUAUCUGCGAAAGGAGGACAAGAAAUCCAGUCUCGUGCCAAGUCUGAAAUGAACUUCGUGGAACAUCCAGCUACCAAAAGUGCCAAAGCGAAAAGUGCGGGAAAAAGUUCAAAUUCUACCAUCGGUGAUGCAAAGAGGAGUGCUUGUUAUCGAUGUGGUAGUGUCGGACAUUUCGCGAAUAAGUGUGUGCAUAUCAAAACAGUCUGUAACUACUGUCGUUUGGUGGGCCAUAUACAAAGGGUUUGCCAAAAGAAGAACCGUGCUCCUGAGAGAAGCGACACUCAUCAGCUAGAAUCUGGCGAGUCGAGUGAAGAAGACAUUGAUCUGUUGUACACCGAUGAAAUCUGUGGACUCUAUGAUAACGCUGUCGAGUCAUGCCGUGUGGAUAAGUUCUGGAUUGAACUGUUCGUGAAUCAAGCUGCAGUGAAUUUUGAAAUCGACAGCGGUGCUCCUAUUACGGUUAUCAGUGUCAGUGAUAAAGAGAAGCUUUUUCCGAGUGUGCAGCUCAGUCCAGCCGAUCUAUCGCUGGUGAGCUAUAGUGGUAAUGCAAUUCGAUUGCUCGGAAGAUGCGCUGUGUCCGUGAAGUAUGCUGAGAAUACCUACCGUUUAAUGCUGUAUGUUGCGGAAACCAAGAAGCAUCCACUCCUGGGGCGAGGUUGGAUGAAAGCGUUGCACAUUGAUUUGCGAAGAUUCUAUGAAGAAGUGCAUACCGUUUCGGAAAUAAGUCCGGUGAAGAAUACGUCAGAAGCGGUGAAGGAGCUGAUUUCGCGAUACAACAGUGUGUGUGAUGGUGCAAUGGGAAAAGUUAAAGGGUUAACAGCAAAGCUGCGUUUGAAACCAGACGCUCAACCGGUUUACUUGAAAGCUAGACCGGUACCGUUUUCGAUCAAGCAAGCUGUCGAGCAGGAAAUCGAGCAGAUGAUAAGGGAUGGAGUGCUUGUGAAAGUUAACCAUAGUUCGUGGGCUACGCCGGUGGUGCCGGUAAUGAAGCUGAACAAUAAAGUGCGUCUUUGUGGUGAUUACAAAAUCACAGUAAAUCCGAGGUUGAUCGUUGAUGAACAUCCUCUUCCAACUGUGGAGGAGUUGUUUGCAAAUGUCGCGGGUGGUGAUUAA